Molecule: messenger RNA, 1748 nt
Organism: Beta vulgaris subsp. vulgaris (sugar beet)
Lineage: Eukaryota; Viridiplantae; Streptophyta; Magnoliopsida; Caryophyllales; Amaranthaceae
Product: RING-H2 finger protein ATL65
Exons: 1
Coding region: 116-1291 (391 amino acids)
Biological process (GO): protein ubiquitination
Source: RefSeq, a predicted model, not a curated record
AUCACAUACAUUUCUUCAAAACCAUUAAAAACAUUAAACCCUCUUCUCACACUCACAACAACCUCCCACUUUCUCUCUCUUCCCACUCACAAUCUCUCUCUACAAACACUUAACAAUGGCGGCCACUGCUACACCACCACAACAAGAACACCAUUCAAUAUUGGGCCCCACUCAACCUCCAUCAUCAUACUCAACCUCUCUCCUCAUCAAUCAAUCUCCACCGUCAAAAUUACCAAUCGAUUUCAGCCCACCGUUGAUCGCCAUGGUAGUCGUAGCAGCUGCAGCUUUCUUAUUCAUCACUUACUCUCGCCUUAUUUCCCGCCAUAUUUUCCCGCCAUUUCUCCGCUUCUUCCGCCGCCAUCGACGUCGCCGGAGAUUCUUUCCGCCGUCAGACAUCGGCUCACCUCCGCAUCCCUACGAAUCUUCCGACGGUUUCUACGUUUACUCACCUUACGGACUCGAUGAAUCCGUGAUUAAAAACAUUCCGUUAACAAUUUACAAGUUUCCGACGAAGUUAGGGUUUAUAGAAGUCGACGGAUUCAACGAUUGCGCUGUUUGUUUACUUGAAUUCGAAGAAGGAGAAAGUAUGCGUACUUUACCUCUUUGUUGUCACUCUUUCCACGUCGAUUGUAUCGACAUGUGGCUUCGAUCACACGCCACGUGUCCUCUUUGUCGCGCCGGAGUUUACUUAUCUCCGACUAUCCAAUCGCCGAUGAUGUCGCCAUUAAUGGCGGCAAGAAUUCGACCGAGUUUCGACGAAGGAAUUCUCCUCGAAAGCAUGUUUUUAGAACCAUUACCGGAAUGUGAUGACGUGGAUCAAAACUCCGGCGAAAUUCAAGAGAUAUACUCGCCGGAAAUUCAAUCAGAAGAUCACCGGAGUAACAGAAGAGAGCUAGAUUUUCUUCUAAAACGAUCUUAUUCAUUCGGAUUUGAACGGAGUUUUCCAUCGGAAAGACUAGUGUUAGAGCCAGCAACGACACCGUAUCACCACCGUCAACGACGGAGCUUCUUCUGGUCAAAACGACUAUCAUCAACACCGUUUAAAUCAAGAGUAUUCUCUUUCCGGCGAACUAUAAAAUCUCCGGCGUUUUUCCGACGACGAGGUUUUUUUCCGGUAUCGGAAUCUUCAGCAAGCUUACGUUACGGUUACACAGAUGAAUCUUCUAGAAGAAUGAAAGAGUUAUCGUUGCAAUCACCAUUGUUUGGAAGACCAUCAAUGUUUUCUUCGAGUAGAAUGAGAUCGGGUGAUCCUGAAGCGUUGAUUUCGCCUGAGAGGUAUAAUAGACGGUAGGAGAUGAAGACACGUGGAAGGUUGAAACGACGUCGGAUUGGUGUAAAUGAGGUGGGGGAGAGGUGGUGUAAAUGUAAAGGUAGGAGAGAGAAAAUUGGGUAGAAGGAAAUUUAAUGGGAGGUGUGUUUACUGUCGAGUGCAUUAAAUGGUGAAAAUUGACGAAAGAGAGAUUUUUUUUUUUUUAGUUUUUUUAGGUUAAGAGAAAUGAAGAAGGGAGUGAUAGAAGGAUGGAGAGAGAAAAUAUAAAAUAAGAUAAAUUACGGUUUUUAUUUUUAUUUUUUUGGGUUGGGUUGAAGUUAUUAUAUAUUCUCUCUCUAUCUAUCUACUUCUCUCUAAAUCUAAAUUGUUUCAUGAGAUGAAGAGAGUAUUAAAAAAAAUAAAUGGUGUUAUUUUGAUGGGAUUGAUGUUGGUUAGAAAUUAGGGAGAAGCUCAUUUAAUGCAGGAAAUUAAUUUCUAA